GGCGUCUUAGCACUACAUCCUUUAUCCUGAGAAGGACCUUUCUUUCCGGUUCAACUACCGCGCAUCUAAGCAAAGUCUUAGAAGCCGACCAGACAAUAUGCCGCGUUCCGAAGGGAUAACCGUGUUGGCCUGAAUUCCCAGGCUCCCAGGUACCCACUGCCCAAGACCCUGGCGGCCAAAAUCUGCUCAACCCCAGAUUCUGCACGCAUGCAUGCUUCCGCGCCUCGUUGCCGCACUAUCAUUCGGCAAAUCCGAUCAGUUUAUAGUAUCCGAUACGGAUUACUGCAUUAAUAUCCCUUUGGCGUAUAAAUUAUCCCCGCAUCUCCACCUCCUGCAUGGCUACCUUUGGAGGAUAGGAAGCUCGGGGCGCGCUGGAAGAUCAUCAUUUGUGUCUAGUUCCGGAUUCUUCCCGGGUCCUUCGUCUCUCUGAGUGAUAAGGUGAAGCCCAACAUGACAGCCGACAAGGGCGCUUUGCAGGGGAUGGCGGAUGAGAAGGCCGAGAUCACUGAGCGGAACAAGGCCACGGAUGUGGCUGAACACGGCCAAGCAGCAACCGACCAGUAUGGCCGCGUCCUCAUUGAAUUCGACCGCGCUGCGGAACGUCGGCUGCGACUAAAGAUUGAUCUUUAUAUUAUCCCGACCGUGGCAUUGCUCUAUCUUUUCUGUUUCAUUGACCGUGCUAAUAUCGGCAAUGCCAAACUCGCCGGGUUCGAGAAAGACCUGGGCCUGACGGGGUAUGAUUACAAUACCGUCUUAUCUAUCUUCUAUAUAUCAUACAUCAUCUUCGAGAUUCCGUGCAAUAUUGCGUGUAAGUGGUUGGGGCCAGGCUGGUUUAUUCCGGGGACCACUUUGGCUUUCGGAAUUUGCUCCCUUGGCACGGCCUUUGUUCAUAAUAUCCAGGCGGCAUCGGGGGUUCGGUUCCUACUGGGAGUGUUCGAGGCAGGAAUGUUACCAGGGAUCGCCUAUUAUAUGUCGCGCUGGUAUCGGCGCAGUGAGCUUGCCUUCCGCCUAGCCCUUUACAUCGUCAUGGCACCACUCGCCGGUGCAUUUGGUGGCCUAUUGGCGUCCGCAAUACUGAGUCUAGACCACUUCGGCAGCCUGCGUACCUGGCGCAUGAUCUUCGCGAUUGAAGGGAUCAUUACGAUCGGCUUGGGCCUAGUAGCCUUCCUUACGCUAACUGAUCGGCCUGAGACGGCGCGCUGGUUGACCCCGGAAGAGAAGGACCUUGCCAUCGCCCGAUUGAAGGCAGAGCGCGUCUCGACCACGGAGGUGUUGGACAAGAUGGAUCGCACCAAAAUGCUGCGGGGCAUCUUCAAUCCCGUAACACUAUCGACGUCGUUUAUCUUUUUGCUCAAUAACAUUACCGUACAGGGGCUGGCAUUCUUUGCCCCGACUAUUGUCCGGACCAUCUACCCGGACGCCAGCGUCGUGUCACAGCAAUUGCACACUGUGCCUCCCUAUGUCGUCGGGGCAUUCUUCACCGUUUUGUUCCCCUUCCUCAGUUGGCGUUGGGACAACCGCAUGUUAUUCUUCGUCAUUACACCGCCACUCAUGGUCACGGGUUAUAUCAUGUUUUUGGCGAGCACCUCAGCUAUGGUGCGUUAUGGUGCCACCUUCCUCAUCGCCUGCGGGGCGUUCGCGUUCGGUGCCCUGUGCAACGCUCAUGUCUCGAAUAAUGUGGUGUCGGAUACGGCGCGGUCAUCGGCGAUUGGGACGAACGUCAUGUUUGGUAACCUGGGCGGGUUGAUCUCGACGUGGUCAUUUUUACCGUUUGAUGCGCCGAAUUAUCAUAUCGGGAACGGUCUCAACCUGGCAACGGGAUCGUUGAUCAUAAUACUCGGGGUUAGCCUUUGGCUGUGGAUGAAGUGGGACAAUAAAAGGCGGGAGAAGGUAGACAUUGACCAAGCACUGCGCGGCAUGACACAGAGACAGAUUCAGAAUCUAGACUGGCGCAAUCCGGCCUUUCGCUGGCGCGCGUAGCGCUACGGGUAAAGGGGGGGGGAGAAGGUUGGCCUUUUGCUAUUUUGCCAGUGUCCAAUAUGCAAGACGGAUACCAUUUAUGUAUGGGGUGCAUGCAUACAAAAACAAGGUCGAGUCAGGCGAGAGAUGCAUGGCGUGUACUUUUGUUUACUAGUCAUACCGCUGUAGCUGAAACCUAACAAAGA
Molecule: messenger RNA, 2165 nt
Organism: Aspergillus alliaceus
Lineage: Eukaryota; Fungi; Ascomycota; Eurotiomycetes; Eurotiales; Aspergillaceae
Product: putative MFS transporter
Exons: 2
Coding region: 451-1980 (509 amino acids)
Biological process (GO): transmembrane transport
Cellular component (GO): membrane
Molecular function (GO): transmembrane transporter activity
Source: RefSeq, a predicted model, not a curated record